AUGGAGAAUGCACCUGUUGGCACGAUCUCCGAAAUGAUCAGACAUAUUCGAUUUGGGCAGAAGAAAGUGAUGCAAGAGGGAAAAGAACCAAACGAGAAGGGAACAAAACCGCCGUGUAUGAUUGGCUCCGAUUCAAUUCCCACCGGUGCAGUUAUCGGCUCGGCGAGCAGCGGUAUUGGUGGCGCACUUCUCGUGAAUCGUCGACGUCAGGAAGGCAAUCCGGUGCUCAAAUACGUCCGAAAUGUGCGAUACGAAUGGGGAGAUAUCGCGCCAGAUUUCGAGUGCGGCUCGACAUUCGCCGUCGUUUAUCUGAGUUUUAAGUAUCACAAAAUGCAUCCGAAUUAUGUGUACACCCGACUGAGCGCUCGCGGCGAGAACAAUUACAAGCACAAGGUGCUUCUCGCGUAUUGUAAUGUCGAAGAACCGAGACAUGUGCAACGCGAAUUGAAUAUGAUGUGCUACCGACAAGGAUGGACACUCGUCAUCUGCUAUUCGGUCGAAGAAGCUGCCGAGUAUAUUGAGAAUUUCAAGCUGUCACAGUCAAAAGAUGUCACAUUCAAAAAACCGGGAGCCGAAAAUGAUGGGAACGAGCGAGCCCAAUUGCAUGAGAUUGCCGUUGGAAUACUCACUGCUGCUCGUGGAAUCACUAAAACGGACGCACAAAGAUUAUUGUUCAACUUUGGAACAUUGGAGAAUAUCGGCAAAGCUGACGAAGCAAAACUUGCUCUUAGUCCGGGUCUUGGGCCGAUCAAAGCCAAAAACCUCUACUCAUUUCUUCACACACCCUUUGCCACUUGA
Molecule: messenger RNA, 798 nt
Organism: Caenorhabditis bovis
Lineage: Eukaryota; Metazoa; Nematoda; Chromadorea; Rhabditida; Rhabditidae
Source: the annotation of a GenBank genome assembly